This is a messenger RNA of Symbiodinium pilosum, 2976 nucleotides long. The record is from the annotation of a GenBank genome assembly. Lineage: Eukaryota; Dinophyceae; Suessiales; Symbiodiniaceae.
AUGCAAAGUAUCGCGAUCAUCGGCGCAGGUGUGACGGGCAGCGUCGCCGCGCACAGGUUGCGCAACCUGGGUUAUUCAAUCACGGUAUUUGAUAAGAGUCGGGGUGUUGGCGGGCGUAUGGCUACGCGCAGAUCUACCGCGGGUGAAUUUGACCAUGGUGCUCGCUACUUCACCGCGCAGACCAAUGAAUUUGUGCAGGCAUUAUCCUCAGCGCCCGUGCAAGUCUGGCAGGAAGCUGACAAACACCACAAAGCCAGUUGCUAUGUUGCCGCACCAGGACAGAAUCAGCUGGCUAAAUACUGGUUGGAUGACACCCCGACGCAACUGAACUGCAGAAUCGAUCAACUGCGACAUACUUCUGCUGGCUGGCAACUGAUCGAUGAUAAAACCCAAACGUUUGAACAUUUUGACGGCGUGUUGCUGGCGAUCCCGGCACCCCAGGCACGCGACCUGCUGGACAAUUCAGGGUUAGGCAUUCCUGGGUUACUGGCACCGGUCAGCAUGGAUCCCGUCUGGGCUUUGAUGGUCAGCCUGGAAAGACCGUUAACGCAGACAACCUACACGGACCUCGACCCCUGCAUAAGCUGGCUCGGCGCAAACUUCAGCAAACCCGGUCGCCCCCAUCCGACAAACGGCUUUGCCUAUGUUGCCCACGCCAACUGUGACUGGAGUCGAAGACACUUAGAGGAUGACGCAGCGGAUGUUACUGAGAUGAUGCGGCAGACAUUGACGGACUGUGUUACUGAUUUCUCUGCCCCGAUGUUUAGCAGCGCUCACCGCUGGCAGUUUGCGUUAACACAAACACCGCUGGGGCAAUCGCAUCUGGCGCUGGAUAACCAUCUGAUUCUGGCUGGUGACUGGUGUCUCGGCGCAGAGGUUGAGGACGCUUUCACCAGCGGCACCCAGGCAGCGCUAAAGAUGACGCCACCAGAGCGUAGCAACGCGAAUAUCGGUGCGCAGCGCAAUAUGAUCCGUUUCAAUGCCCAGCGUCGCGAGACACUCCUGCACCACCAGGCCCACCGCGCUGCCGCCCCGCCACAGGCCGACGAUAAACGUUGGACGAAAGCCACUGGUAUAAAUCUGCUCACCAAGACGGUAGCCAUCCAGGAUCUGCUCAUCUUCAAAAAAUCCACGGGUAAAACAUCUACAUUGAGCGAAAAAACCUACCUCGACGCCCAGACCCUGCUGGAAGACUCUUUCCGCCUGGCAUCGCGCAUCUACGACAGCGGUUUCCGCCCCACCUUCAUUGUUGCCGUCUGGCGCGGCGGCGCACCCAUCGGCAUAGCGGUACAGGAAUAUUUUGCCUACCAGGGUGUCGACAGCGACCAUAUCUCAAUACGCACCAGCGCCUAUACCGGCAUCGACAAUCGUGCACGGACUGUUGCCGUGUAUGGCUUAAGCUAUCUGAUCAAAAAACUCACACGGGAAGACAGCCUGUUGAUUGUGGAUGACGUGUUUGACACGGGUCACACCAUUGCCGCCAUUAUCGACAACAUUGAAAAAAAGCAUCUACAACAUCAUUGGCAAACAUCUGGAAGCCCUGCAGAAACCGGACACCUAGUCAUGCACACCACCGACCAGCACAUCCUUAUUGAGGCGCUGCAGAAUCCGUCUCUGUUUGCACAUACAACGGAUGAUAUGGCGCUCAUCGAGACACACAUUUCCUGGGUCCUUUUAUGCGGCCCCUAUGCCUACAAAAUUAAAAAAGCGCUGGAUCUUGGCUUCCUUGAUUUUACAACCCUGGAGAAACGCGCCUUUUACUGCAGCGAAGAAUUGCGCUUGAACGGCAGACUGGCACCGCAGCUUUAUCUCGAGGUUGUACCGAUCUGCGGGAGCCCACAACACCCGCAGAUAAAGGGCAGCGGCGAAGCGAUAGAGUAUGCGGUGAAAAUGCGCCGCUUUUCCCAGGAAGGGCUGCUCAGCGAUAUGGUCCGCGAUGACCGCCUCACAAUGACCCAUAUCGACCAGAUCAUCGCUCAGGUGGCGCAGUUUCAUAUGGACAUUCCCACCGCGCCCCAGGCAAGCCCUUACGGCACACCACAGCACGUUCACGCCCCGGUACUGGAGAACUUUGCACACAUUCUGCAGGGCAACUGCUCACCGGCCCAUGUCCAGCAGGUUGGCGAGAUACAGACAUGGGCGGAAGGCGAAUACCAACGCUGGCUGCGACAAUUUGACGCACGCAAACAACAGGGCUUCAUUCGCGAGUGCCACGGCGAUAUGCACCUGGGCAACAUGGCGGUAAUUGAUGACCUGCCAGUGAUUUUCGACGGCAUCGAGUUCAAUCCCGAUCUGUAUUGGAUCGACGUCAUGUGUGAAAUCGGUUUUCUGCUGAUGGACCUCGAGGACUACGGCAAACCACAGCAUGCGUACCGCUUCCUGAACGGCUACCUGGAAGUCACCGGUGAUUAUGCAGGCGUCCAGGUGCUCACCUACUACAAGGCAUACCGCGCUGCCGUGCGCGCCAAGAUCGCCAGCAUACGCCUCUCACAGGAACUUACCGAAGCGGAGCAUGGUGAAGCGCUUGCACAUUUUGAACGCUAUCUGGCGCUUGCGGUGGGCUAUACACAGCCACAACACCCGAUCCUGCUCAUCACCCACGGCCUGUCCGGCAGCGGUAAAUCUACUCUGUCAGCACCGCUGGCUGAAUGCAUGGGUGCCAUCCGUAUUCGCUCUGACCGCGAGCGACAGCGCCUGUUUGGAAGAAGCUCAUCGAAUGACAAAACAACAAACAUCGACACUGGUAUCUAUGCGUCUGAUGCAAGCGCUCAGACGUAUCAGAGGUUAGCCGAAUUAGCCGGCGUCAUUCUAGCCGCGGGAUAUCCCGUGAUUAUUGAUGCCACGUUCCUCGAGAAAUCCCAGCGGGAUCAGUUCCAUGAGUUAGCAGAGGGAUUGUCCGUUCCGUUCCGACAUCUCCGAAGCCGACCUGGUUGUGCUCGAACAUCAGCUCGACACCUAUCAGCCCAUGGCGGCUGA